Cucurbita pepo subsp. pepo (vegetable marrow) is the source of this 1496-nucleotide messenger RNA. Lineage: Eukaryota; Viridiplantae; Streptophyta; Magnoliopsida; Cucurbitales; Cucurbitaceae. The record is from RefSeq and is a predicted model, not a curated record.
AGCGGAGUCGUGGACUUAUUUGACUGGUCUGACACGGUUCGAGCCAAAUUCAGAAACGCUUCCGUCUUCGUCUUCCCUUCCAAUUCUGUUUCUUGAAUCACAAUCGAUUCUCCAAGAUUAUUUGUUUAAUCUCUUCUUUUCCCCCCUAAGUUGAUGAUCAAUGGCGAAGAAGAGGGAACAAAGAGAGGUGAGCACGAUCAUGGAUGGGGUCAUAGAGGCUAUGCCUCAAUACGCUAAGGAGCUGGUCGCCGGCGGGGUUGCCGGUGGAAUUGCGAAGACCGUCGUUGCUCCACUUGAGCGUGUCAAGAUUUUAUUCCAGACCAGAAGAGCAGAGUAUCAAAGCAUAGGAUUAUUUGGAUCUAUNCUUCUGAAGCCCCCCCCCCGCAAAUGACAUAUUGGUGGAUUUUAUCACAGAGGCAAUGGUGCUAGUGUCGCUCGGAUUGUUCCUUAUGCAGCGCUGCAUUACAUGGCUUAUGAACAAUAUCGAAGAUGGAUUAUCCUUUCUUUUCCAAAUUUUGAUAGAGGCCCCGUACUUGAUCUUUUGGCAGGAUCAUUUGCUGGAGGAACUGCAGUGAUUUUUACUUAUCCUCUGGACUUGGUUCGGACUAAGUUAGCUUUCCAGGUUGUCGGUCCGUCAAAGUCGAGUAUUCAUGAACUAGUAAGCCCUGAGCAUGUAUAUAAAGGGAUUUCUGACUGUUUCUCAAAAACUUUUAAAGAAGCUGGACUUAGAGGUCUCUAUCGUGGUGUUGCCCCAUCACUUUACGGGAUUUUUCCAUAUGCUGGUUUGAAGUUCUACUUCUAUGAAGAAAUGAAGCGACAUGUACCAGAGGAACACAAGAAAAAUAUUAUGGUCAAGCUGGUAUGCGGGUCGGUUGCAGGCCUGUUAGGUCAGACCUUUACAUACCCUCUUGAUGUGGUUAGGAGGCAAAUGCAGGUCCAACGCGUACUAGCGUCCACGAAUGCGGAGAUGAUGGGAACAUUUGAAACCCUUGCUUUGAUAGCUAGAAAGCAAGGUAUUAAACAGUUGUUUUCAGGCUUAAGCAUCAACUACUUGAAGGUUGUACCAUCAGUAGCAAUUGGGUUUACGGUUUAUGAUGUAAUGAAAACAUACCUAAGAGUUCCAUCCCGAGACGAAGCUGUGGUAGAAGUGGUAACAAAUAAAAGAAACAUCCAAUCAUCCUCUCUUAAUACAUAACAAGUAUUCUUUCUUUCCCAUUCAAAACAAUGGCAUAUUCUAGUAUUAGAAUCCAUCACGUUAGCCUUGAGAUUAUUUGUAUAUGCAUUCUUUCAGUCUGUUUAGAGCACAUGCUAGUUACAAGAAAAUCUAUGAAGGAAUACCGUUAAGGCCGAAACAUUUGUUAUUCAGAUGUCUCCAAAAAGUAGUAACUGUCAUAAAUGUAGAAUUAGCACAAGGUGUACAUAUAGCUGGAUGUCUUGUGUAAAGAUUUAUGUUUUGAUUGAAGGUAACUUCUAGUAUAUACGUUGAUUCUUCAUAU